UAUUUUCCCUUUGAGUAGGUUGAAAAAUAAAAAUUAACAGAAAAUCGUUUUCGGAAAACACUUAUUUUCGGUGAGUUCGUUUUCGUUUCGGAGUAAUUUCAAGGUGGUUGUAAAAUUUGGGUAUUCUAGAGGACUCUUGGUAACCGAUGAAGGUUCUGGAAACUAGGGUUUCGAUCUGUCCGUUCCAGGAACUCUAUGCGAGCACAGCGUUUUCUUCUUCUUCUUCUUCUUCAAUUUCAAAACAAUGAGUGCGGUAAGCAUCACGAACGUGACGGUUCUUGAUAAUCCGGCGUCGUUUUUGACCCCUUUCCAGUUCGAGAUUUCCUACGAGUGUUUGACUCCCCUCAAAGAUGAUUUGGAAUGGAAGCUCAUCUAUGUGGGAUCUGCUGAGGAUGAGACUUAUGACCAACUAUUGGAGAGUGUACUUGUUGGGCCCGUGAAUGUUGGAAACUAUCGUUUUGUAUUACAGGCAGACCCUCCAGAUCCAUCUAAGAUUCGUGAAGAAGACAUUAUUGGUGUAACAGUGCUUCUGUUGACCUGCUCUUAUCUUGGUCAGGAAUUUGUCAGAGUGGGCUACUAUGUGAACAAUGAUUAUGAUGAUGAGCAGCUGAGAGAAGAACCUCCCCCAAAAGUCAUCAUUGAUAGGGUUCAAAGAAACAUUUUAUGUGAUAAACCCAGGGUUACGAAGUUCCCCAUCAAUUUUCACCCAGAGAACAGUGAGAGUGGUGAACAACCUCCUCCACCUGAUCAACCUGCCGGGACAGAAGGAAAUGUAGAAUUGGCUGCACAACCUGAACAUAAUAACGAGCAGCAGGGGCCCUAGAUUUUGGAAUCGUAGGAGCAUUUUUCAGCUUUCUGACAUUAAGUUUUCAUUCAAGGUACAUAUUGUGCUUCUCAUAUUCACCUUGUUUCACCAACUGCUUGAAAGUAAUUUUGGCACCUGGCGAUGCUCAAAAACCAUUUAGGGGGUUUGGAGUUUUGUAUUCCUAUGAAGCUAUGGGAGCAUUGAUUGAGGAAGCCAUAGUUGACCUACUCUGUAGUUUUAUAAUCUUUUGUUGUUAGAAGACAUCUUCUGUGAAUUUAGAAAUUUGUACUCUGAACAGAAUUUCCAAAAGUUCUGGUUAGCUUUUACCCCCAACCAUAAACUUGUGACAAGAGUAUAGUGGUCUGAGUUCAUAUUAGUAUCUGAACAGAAUUUCCAAAAGUUGUGAUUAUUGGAUAAAUUUCAAUCUUGUUAGCUGUUGACCAUAAACUUGUGAGUAUUAAUAUAGCAUUCUGGGUUUUCUUUGACAAGGACUUAA
Molecule: messenger RNA, 1301 nt
Organism: Ziziphus jujuba (common jujube)
Lineage: Eukaryota; Viridiplantae; Streptophyta; Magnoliopsida; Rosales; Rhamnaceae
Product: histone chaperone ASF1B
Exons: 3
Coding region: 245-823 (192 amino acids)
Biological process (GO): DNA replication-dependent chromatin assembly
Cellular component (GO): nucleus
Molecular function (GO): histone binding
Source: RefSeq, a predicted model, not a curated record